This is a messenger RNA of Plasmodium gonderi, 6978 nucleotides long. RefSeq lists its product as hypothetical. The coding region runs from base 1 to 6978 and encodes 2325 amino acids. The record is from RefSeq and is a predicted model, not a curated record. The transcript is spliced from 3 exons. Gene Ontology annotation, biological process: protein phosphorylation. Lineage: Eukaryota; Apicomplexa; Aconoidasida; Haemosporida; Plasmodiidae. Gene Ontology annotation, molecular function: protein kinase activity.
AUGGAGAAAGGAAAGCUGUUAAAUAUUUUGGAGAGGGAAUUAAAAGAGUAUGGAGAUGAAGAGAUGUUGACAUUUUAUCAUCAGUUUUACAAAUCGGCAGAAGCAAAUGAGAGGCAUAUUGCGGAAAAAGUCUUCAGUGAACUCAUUUAUAAAAUGAAGAAUUUCUUCGUUAUUUAUGAUAAAAGGAGCAAGGAAAAUCUUAUUGAAAGAGUCAAAAAUGCGUUUAAGGAAGAAAGCAAUGAAAUUAACAUAAUAGACUUGCAUCAAAAAAAGGGAGAAGACAAGGAUGGCUCGAGGGAAGCAAAUUAUGUGAGGUGCAUGGAUGAGCCCAGCUACAGCAAUCAUCCCAGCUACAAUAAUCAACCGAGCUACAGCACUCAGCCCAGUUAUAGCAAUGAAUCGAGCUACACGAAUGACAGCACUGUGGAUGAGAGUGAUUACGCAAGGGAAAACGUGGAUUGCCAAACGAGAAAACAUCGAAUAAAGAAAGAAUUUGCAAAAGAAACAACUUUUUCGAGGUUUAAAAAUCAUUACUCUUUUGUAAACUCAAAUUUAUUUGAAAAUGUCAACUUGGAGGAUUUAAGAAAACACAUAUGUGAUUUGGACAUCUUUGAUUUGUACAAAUCUAACAUGGAAAUAAUAGCAGAAGAAGAGAGAGAGAAAAUAAAUGAAGAUGAUUUUUAUGAUACAUUUCAAUAUUUUUUAAAUUUACUGUGUUUAUUAUAUUUUUUAAAAAAUAUAUAUUUCGAUUUAAGCUACAAAACGAAUGAAAAUUCGUAUUCAUUUCUUUUUAAAGGAUUCGAAGAGAGAAAAAAUAAAGUAAUAAAUUAUUUUUUCUUUUUAAAAACAUUACGAUUACAUAGAUUAAUGGACAAUGAAGUUAUCAAAAUUUUCUGCAAUUUUUUUCAGUACAUAUAUAUUAAUGAGUAUCUAAUUAGAAACAUAUUUGACACACCUAUGAAUACAUUUUUAUUCACUGUUGUUUUGAAUUUUCAAAGAAAUUAUGUAAUACAUGACGAAGUAUCAAAUAGAAAUUCAAGGGAUACUGUGCAUGUCAGUUUGGGCACAGAUUUAAGCAUACGAGGUGAUAGGGGUGGAUGUAUAGAUGUUGGAAUUCUUUCAGAUGAAAUCACAACUUGCCAAAAUUACAUGAACAAUGCAUCAAUAAAAAAUACUAUUGCCAAUUUCUCCAAUGAAUACAUGGAUAAAUCGAUUAAUAAAUGUUCCGAAAAUGAAAAUAAAAUUGAGACAAAAAAUGUACAAGCCGAUGCCCAAAUCGAUGUCCAAGUUGCUGUCGAAAUGAAGGCGGAAAUGAGAAAAGAUCAAAACAGAAAUGAAAAUAAGGAAAGAAAAGAAAGUAAGGAAAGCAAUUAUAAGAAGCAGAAUCUAACGAACAAGACAAACCAAGAAGAUUAUCUAAAUAAAGAGUUAAAUAAUUUUUUCAUUUCAAAUAGCUCCAUUCAAAAAGAAAACAGAAAUUCUUUUGUGGAAAUAAUUUAUCAAAAUGAUAUUAAUCACAACCUCUAUUCAGAUGAAAUUAUUAAUGCCUUAUUUUACUUUUUUAAUAAUCCCUACUUAAUUUUUACAUUUCAUAGAAAUGUUUUAUACUAUAUUGAAAAAAAAAGUAAAGAUGAAAAUUUCUUUAACACGUAUAAAAACGCAAAUGCCCUAAUUAAAUAUCUCAACUAUAGUGUAACUAUCAUCUCGAGGAUUUUCCAUAUAUUUAUAAGUGCAGGCUUAUUUUUUAAUCAUAAUAUUAUGCAACAAGAAGCAAAUAAAUAUUUAAAUUUUUGUAAAUUACGAAAUUUUUAUAAUUUUUCAUUUGAUAAUAAUCAAAUGAACAACAAUAAGAAAUUUAAAAACACGGGAAGUUGCACCAUGGGUGAUGAUACUGUCACUUAUCUUGAUCAUAAAAAAAGGAGCAGAAGGAAAACUUUCUCCUCAGAAAGUGGAAUAAACACUUUUAAAGAUAGCGAAUCCGAUGAUGAAUCCACAGACACGGCUACAGGAAUCAUGCGUCACAGAAACAAGGUAAAAACUGCAAGUGCUAAAAAGAGGGAAAGUCUUCAUAAUCGGAAUAACACGAGUGACACGUGUCAUGAUACUAAUUUGCAUAAUUUCAAUAUCAUUAAAUAUUUGAUAAAAUACAAAAAUGUGGUUAGCAAUUUCUGCCAAGAUGAUUUUAAUAAAAGAGAGAGUCUCGAAAGUGACGAUGAGAUGAAAGAUAUAUUUGGAUCAACAACUAAUCAAGAGAGAACUAGUGGAGGCAUGAAAACUAGCAUAGAUGGGACGCAAGGUUUAUAUGACCAGGGAAGAUAUGAAGAAAGUGAAAAGAACAGUUAUGAUACCUAUAGUAGUAGUGGGAAAAGUAGCACUGAUGGAGAAGGGGAAGAUAGCGUAAUGGGAGAUGAAAACAUGUACCAGGAAAGUAAAUAUGAAGAGAGUGAUAAUGCAAUGAGUUCAAAUGAAUCUUGUGAAUUUGAAAGUAACGAGAUCAGCGAUGAACAAAGAGAACGAAAGAGAAAAUGUGAAAAAAAUGGAGGAAAGGGGAAAAUGAGGCCAAAUUACAAAGGAUCAUCAAAUCGAUAUGUCACAAAGGAUGGAAUAUAUCAAAACGAGUAUACAAAUAAAAGUAUCUUUAAUGACAUUUUAAGGAAAGCAAAAAAAAAAAAAAAAUUUUAUCAAGUCAUAAGUAAUAUAAAUAAAUUAAAGAAUGCUUUUGAUGUGAAUGAAAUAAAUAAAAAUAAAAUGAUAAAUUUGGAUUAUGUAGAAAAUGUAGACACCAUAUCAUAUUUUAUAAGCAUUUACAAUUCGGAUAACAUAUUUCAAUUUGAUUACUAUUUUUUAAAAUUCAUAACGGAAAUAACCACGACCUAUAAUAAUUACAUGAAAUCAUAUUUAAUUACCAGGCACAAUAAUGUAAAAUAUAAAAAAGAACAAGAACAGAAAAUAACUAGCGAAAUGGAACAUUUCCUUAAGGAAAUUUCCAAAUUGAUAUACAUUUACACAUGGUGUAUACUGCACAUAUUUGGACAUUCAUAUUCUUAUAUAAAAUACGCCAAAUAUUUUUAUCAAAAAAAAUCCUUCUUCGUUUUGGAGAAUAAGAAACAGUGUGUUUUUAACAAUUUCGGAUAUUUUGCGGAUGAAUCGAGUGUACGUCAUUCCUCCUCCCAAGACCACAACAAUGCUGACAGUGCUGACAAUGCUGACAUUGCUAACAUUGCUAGCACUGCUGACAAUGGUGUUAAUUGUAAUAAUCUUAAUAACCAUACGGGACACAACCACGGAGGUAGUGCCGAUAUACACAUGAAUCACUUCUUUAACCCACACCACAUUGUGGAAAACUUGAAGUACAAUUAUGAGUUAAAAAAAAACACAAGCGAAUUUGAAAACUUCAAUUUCCCCAAUUUAAUGCAUAUAUAUAAGAACUCAUAUUUUCAAAAUAUUGUUGACAAGUUACAUUUAAAUUUAAAAUUUAUUGAAAAUAUCCACUUUACCUUGAGUAAUAUGAUAAAAACGAAAAAAACUAAGAAGAAGAAAUUCCUGAAUUAUCUUUGUGUUAAGGAUCAAAAAUUAGAAGACAUAUGUAAUUCCAUAGAAAAUUUAAAAAGAAAUAUAAGUAAAUAUAAAAAAACUUUCCACUAUUGCUUAAAUUUUAAUAAUAUCAAAAAUGUCAUUAUCUUAACAUUGGAAGAAAUGAGCAUGACUUCUGACAAACUCGAACUAAAUAAACUACUGAAUGAAUACCUUAACAAGAUAGAAAAUCGAGGCCAAAUAAAAAAAAGGCAAAAAAAAAUUAACAUAAAAAUAAUCGAUAAUAAUAUCAUCCUUGACACAAAUGAGAAAAAAAAAAAAAAAAAGCAUGAUGGAAGUAAAAACCAUUGGCAAAAUAACAAAUCAAGUGAUAAAAAAAAAAAACGUUAUCAUCACAACUUUGUCCAAGUAAAAAAAAAUAUCAUAAAAAAACCCCUUGCUUAUAAGAAAAGAAACAACAACAAAAGGAAAAAUUCCAAUGAUAGAAAUAGCACCAUUUCAAGCUCUUCCCUAAGAGGGAUCCCAACAAAUAAUAGUAGUAACAAAGAAAAAGAAACUGAUAUGAGUCCAAAUGUAACUCAUAUUGAGAGCAAUUUAGUGUCUCUAAAAGGUUAUAAGAAGAAUGAAAACAAAACGAACAUGUUUACAGACAAUGAAAGCUAUUUUUAUGAUGAGGAAAUAAAUCAGAGUUGCACAAAGAGUGACUAUAGCUCAAGACAUCCUCACAAUGACAGCUAUAAAAGGGGCUGUGGAAACAACCCCGAGGAAUACAUCGCAAGGGAUGGUGUAUUUGAAACGAGGAGCAAGAGUCAUUAUUACGACAGCACCAUCAGCACAAGCAGUAACGACAGAAGUGGUAGUAGUGAUAGAAGUGGUAGUAGCGGCAGAAGUGACAGUAGCAGCCGAAGUGGCAGAAAAAGUUUGAGAAGAGCCCAAGCAAAUGUGCAAAGAAAAGGAAAGUAUAGAAUGAGUAAGGAAAGAAGCAUGGAUCACGUGUGGAUCCAAAAAAACGAGGAACAGAAAACAAACGAAAAUAUACUUCUGACGAACGAAAAUAACACAGAAAGACUAAUUUUCUUUUUUAAUUUAUUUAAUGGAAAUAACUUAUUCUACUAUUUAUCAUUACACUAUUUAGUAAAGAGUGAAAAAAUUAUGGAUAUUUUACAUUUUUUCCCUUUGAAAUAUUUACUAGAUUUGCUAAUUUUGUAUGAUUUAAAGGAUUAUAUCAAGUUUAAAACUGUCAUAAGAGUAUUUAGAAUCAUAUACGAGUUUAAAGAUUUUUCACCAACCUUAACGCAACACAUAUUUUUUAAUCGAAAUAAUUAUUGCUUGGAUAAUGCGGAUUUUAUGAAUUAUCAAUUUUUUUGUAAAUUUUUGGGAUUUGAUUCGAAAAAAACAUUAACUCAAAAACAAUGUAGUAAUAAUCUGCCAUCAUACCUCGAGAAUAAUUACGAGGACAUAUUUUUUUCUCCCAGUGUGUUCAAGAUGAAUAAGAAAAUUGGUCACACAGUGAAUGAAAAUGAAAAUUCCUAUUCCAGUGAUAAAAUUUAUUAUAGGGAAAACGCACAAGACGUCAAGGGAGGUGGAGGAAGCAUGAGGAAGAGUAAUAGAAGCAAAAUGAAGAUUGGGACAAACUUUUUAUCUUACAUAAGAAAUAUUUUUUCUAUAUUUAACCUUAGGAAAACAUGUAAAAGUUUUCCAAGUUUAGUGAAGAAUUUAAUUAAUAGGGUAUUAAUAAGCUUAAUAGGGCAAUAUAGCUACCUAAAUAAUGAUGAACAUGUGAAUGAACAUAAUAGCAUAACUUAUUAUGCGCUUCGAUUUAUUUUCAGGAAUUUAAAAAAUGUUACUCUUGGGUACAGUAACUCCACAUACUUUAGUUACUCCAUUAAUGAUCCAAUAGAAUUGCACAACAUUAGUAUUCAUAAUUUUAUUUUAUAUCAUAUAUACGAUUUAGCUAUAAGAACAAAAGAACUAACCAUCAAAAGUUCUUGUUUUAAAUUAUUAAAAUAUUUAUUGACAGAAUAUUAUUACUACCCAGAUAUGUUUAAUGAAAAAUCCCAUGAAUUAAUUAAUUCAGAUAUAAAAAUAAAUAAUUUUCUUAUUAAAAAUGUGAUACUAGAUUUUGUAUCCUUUAACAUUAUGAUUUGUCAUCUUCAAAAAGAACUAACAUCUGAUGUCAAUGUUUUAAAUAAUUUAGAUUUAUUUAAUUAUUCAAUUAAAUCGAUUGCAAACUAUUUAUUAGGAUAUAAAAAUAAUUCCAUUUUUUUUCUAAUGGACAAAAAAAUGGUUAAAUCCUUGUUAAUAAAAUUAACAUUUAUGAUACCAUUUAUUUAUAAGUUAAAAAUACCAGCAUGUGUAAUCAGAUUAUAUAUUCGAGUUAUCAAAUCUUUAGAUAAAGAAAUUCUUGAUAUGAUUCACAAUUUGAAUAAAAUAGAUCUCAUAUAUGACAGCUUGUUUUACAUUAUUACACGUCAUUUUAUUUACUUUUUCUUAAAUAUGAAUAUCGAAUUGGAUGAAGAGGCUUCUAACAUUUUGUCCUCAACUUAUAAAACUGGAUUAUCAAGAAAGACCUCAUGGAAUGGUAGCAAUUGUAUCCGAGUAACCAAUGAGUGGGAACAGGAAAAAUCUCCAGAGGAUCUUUCAGAUCAUCAAGAAGAAGAAAUAAAAAAUCAGAAUGGUGACUUUUUUGAUAAUUUCCAAGACGAACAAGAUAAACAUAAAAACAAUAAAGGUGAUAACAAGGAGGAAGAGGAAAACGGAUUAAUCCAAAGGAAUAAAAAAUAUCUCACAGUGGAAGAUGCAUACAGUGACCAUAACGAAAACAAUGAGUCUAGUGAUACUAGUGAUAAUAGCGAUCAGGAGAAAAGUCAUUCUAGAAGCUCUCAUGCAUCAGAGGAAGAACGUAGCCAUGGGUCCGAAGUAGAGGCUGACGAUGGUAAUUCCAGAGAAAGUGAUGGUAACAAAAGUGAUGGUAACAAAAGUGAUGGUAGCGAAAGUGAUGGUAGCGAAAGUGAUGGUAGCAAAAGUGGAGAUAGCAAAAGUGAUAUCUGCAGAAGUGAAGAUAGCAGAAGUGGAGAUAGCAAAAGUGAAGAUAGCAGAAGUGGAGAUAGCAGAAGUGGAGAUAGCAGAAGUGGAGAUAACAAAAGUGAUAUCAGCAGAAGUGACACAAGUAGAAGAUCCCCGAGUGACAGCAAUGAGGAUGAGCGGAUUAACCUCCAUGAAGUCACGGAGGAGAAGGGGAAUCAAUCCAAUUUACACAACAUGUCAGAUAUCCAAUACGUACGAAAAAUGAUAAAUGAAAACAGUAGUUACAAUUUGGAAAAUAAUUAUUUUGUAAACUAUUCUUUGUAUAUCCUUCACAAGGAGCACUAUUCUAUUUAUGUGUUUUUUUCUUCCUUUUUUAAAAAUGCACUUAAGGAGUAUAAGGAAAUAUCGAAGGGAUAA